AUGCAAUAUCAAGCAGCAGCUGCGGCGGAGUCAUGGAGGAGCAGCGGCGCCACUGGAUAUUACUAUAACUACAUGCCGGUACGGCACUUUCCGACGGUGGCGGUUGACCCAUUGGAGAGGGUGGCGAAGCUGGCAUCACAGAGUGCGGUGGUGAUAUUCAGUUUGAGUACCUGCUGCAUGUGCCACGCCAUCAAGAGUCUUUUUUCCGGCAUGGGUGUCAACCCGACGGUCUACGAGCUGGAUGAGGAUCCAAUCAGAGGGAGAGAGAUGGAGAGGGCGUUGGUAAGACUUAUGGGCAACUCAACGGCGGUGCCGGUGGUGUUCAUCGGCGGGAAACUGGUGGGAUCGAUGGAUAGAGUGAUGGCUUCACAUAUCAAUGGGACACUGGUCCCACUUCUGAAGGAAGCUGGAGCUCUUUGGCUUUGA
Molecule: messenger RNA, 426 nt
Organism: Cynara cardunculus var. scolymus (artichoke)
Lineage: Eukaryota; Viridiplantae; Streptophyta; Magnoliopsida; Asterales; Asteraceae
Product: glutaredoxin-C1-like
Exons: 1
Coding region: 1-426 (141 amino acids)
Source: RefSeq, a predicted model, not a curated record